AUGGCAAUGCCUACCCUUCCCAAGGAGCCUGUCGCCGCGCUUGUCGCCGAGUCUGACACCAAUGAGCUUGCAACUUUGGGCUUGUUUGGUGAUGUCGAUGAUAUGUUUGACCUUCCUUUCAAGAUAGGUCGAACUCUCUUCAAGCCUUUCACAGAAAAGAAGUUUGCCACCCCUGACGGGCGGCGCAUGAGCUUGGUGGAGCUACUCAUAGAGAGGAUGGAACGUGAAGUCGCGGAACAGGAGGCCGAGGGUGCUGAUGGAAACAAUCCCACUGAGCCUGGCACCGAGGACGCGCCUGCCACCGAGGGCGAACCUGCCACCGAGGGCGAGCCUGCCACCGAGGAUGGUGCUAAGGAUGACGCCGAUCUCGACGCCUUCUUGUCCAUAUUCAAGGGGCUUUCAGAGCAGGCUCCGAGGAACGACUAA
Colletotrichum siamense is the source of this 426-nucleotide messenger RNA. RefSeq lists its product as uncharacterized. NCBI's taxonomy places the organism in Eukaryota, Fungi, Ascomycota, Sordariomycetes, Glomerellales, Glomerellaceae. The record is from RefSeq and is a predicted model, not a curated record. The coding region runs from base 1 to 426 and encodes 141 amino acids. The transcript has a single exon.